Molecule: messenger RNA, 613 nt
Organism: Symbiodinium pilosum
Lineage: Eukaryota; Dinophyceae; Suessiales; Symbiodiniaceae
Source: the annotation of a GenBank genome assembly
GUUCUGCCCCAACAACUACCUUGUCAUGGUUGAGCUUGGCAUCACGUUGAUGGACAAGACCCAGGAGUAUGAGGAAGCCGCGGAUCUGUUCAAGCGCGCCAUUGACCUCUGCCCCAUCCUGCCCGUGGACGGCUUCCUCCAGCAACUCUACACCAAGGUGCCACAUUUAAAGGAGCAGUGGGAGGCGGAGAAGAAGGCCAACGAGUUCUCCCUCAAUGAACCACCGGCCCGACUCUUACCAGAGGCUUGGGUGGAUCGCUUUGAGGCCACAGAGCGCCCGAACCAAGCCUUUUUGAGGGUUGGUGCAGAAUUGGAGCAGUGGUUUGCGGAGGUUCGCCGACACAAAGCAGACCCAACAGUGCAGCGCAAACUUUGGAGUGUGCUGGUCAUCAAGUGGGAUCCGGACAAGUGGCCCAAGGAGCUGAGAUCCUUCACUACCCAGGUGCACGAGGCCUUGAAGGCGCGCCGCGAGCGCGAGCUCGCCAAGGCAACGCCCGAGGCCAUUGAGGAUUGGAAGGACCAGGACGAGUUGGAGUUCGAGGAGGCCCAGGAGGAGUAUGACGAGGAGGCUGUGGCUUUCCUCCGACGGCUGCGAUCGCAGCGGGCACGGUGA